CACAGAGCAGCUCUAAUGGAAACAGGCAGCAGAGUGAUGGUGCAGGUGUUGUUGUUGGCGUUGGUGGGUCAGGUCACUCUGUCCCAGCACUGGUCCUAUGGAUGGCUACCAGGUGGAAAGAGAAGUGUGGGAGAGCUGGAGGCAACAAUCAGGAUGAUGGGCACUGGAGAAGGGCUGUCUCUUCCUGAAGAGGCGAGUGCCCAAACCCAAGAGAGACUCCGACCAUACAGUGUAAUUGAUGGCGAUUCCAGACAGUUCGACCGAAAGAAAAGGCUCCCCAACAAUUAAAGAGCGACGACGACGACAACACAAACGAGUUCACGGACGAGAGAAAAGAAAGUGGAAUUGAAUCCUCCACAACAGCGCCCACGGGAGACCGAAAACUUCAACAAAUAUCACAUUUACUACAAAAUAUUGUGUCUGUAACACUUAAAUAUGAAUCUGCGUACAACUGUAAUAAAGUUUUUCCUGAAAGGUGAUGCAA
Molecule: messenger RNA, 484 nt
Organism: Solea senegalensis (Senegalese sole)
Lineage: Eukaryota; Metazoa; Chordata; Actinopteri; Pleuronectiformes; Soleidae
Gene: gnrh3
Product: gonadotropin-releasing hormone 3
Exons: 4
Coding region: 16-288 (90 amino acids)
Biological process (GO): multicellular organism development
Cellular component (GO): extracellular region
Molecular function (GO): hormone activity
Source: RefSeq, a predicted model, not a curated record